This is a messenger RNA of Lathyrus oleraceus (garden pea), 2197 nucleotides long. RefSeq lists its product as uncharacterized. The record is from RefSeq and is a predicted model, not a curated record. Gene Ontology annotation, biological process: carbohydrate metabolic process. The transcript is spliced from 3 exons. Lineage: Eukaryota; Viridiplantae; Streptophyta; Magnoliopsida; Fabales; Fabaceae. The coding region runs from base 519 to 1937 and encodes 472 amino acids. Gene Ontology annotation, molecular function: hydrolase activity, hydrolyzing O-glycosyl compounds.
ACACACAACACAAAACAAGUCUAACUAAACAAAGAAAAAAGAAAAGAAAAAACACACACACAUACAAGUACAGAACACAAAGGAGUUCAAAUUAAUUAGUCAUUUAUGGUAAAAUAGAACUUUAGAACUUUCACCACGGUCUCUACCGAAUAAAGACACGGUAAAAAAAGUAAAGAAAAAACACUUUGGUGGUAAAUCAAUAUCAUCAUCAUCAUUCGUUAUUCAUUAUUCAUUCGUUCAUUCAUUCAUCACCUCAGUUCCAGAUCCAAACGGCACUGGAAUUUAAUUAAUACCCAAAAUAACCUUGUGUUCUUUAUUUCUCACUCUGCCAAGUUCGGUGGCUGUGUUGUUUUGUGCUGUCUUGUGCCAGGUUGUCCGUAGCAUUGAAAAAACCAUCACAAAAACCGCAUGUCAGGAAGUUCUGUUCAUUCGUUAGUUCUGCUGGUACCAGGUUUCCAUAGGUUGUUGUUGCGUUUUGUAAAUUGCAGCAUUUUGUUGAAGAUAAAAAGGAAGAGAAAAUGAGGAUCAGGAGCAAGUACAAGAAACCAACGGCUUUACGAUGUUGCGAUGCAGGGGGGAGAUGUUCUACUUUGGUUUUUGUGUUGAGUUUGUUAGGGUGUCUUCUUUUGCUUCAAUUAUAUUCCCAUGUUCAUCAGACGGAGAGACACGGUGGAGAGACUCAUCUGCGUGCGUUUCAUCGUCAUCCGCAAUUUCGUGAACUUCAAGAAGCGGAAGAGGAGAAUCUUCAUGUUCCGCCGCCGAAGGGAAAGAGGUCGCCUCGAGCAGUGAAGCGCAGACCGAAACGGACAACUACGUUGAUUGAUGAAUUCUUGGAUGAAAAUUCCCAAAUGAGACCUGUGUUUUUUCCCGGUCGGAAAAGAGCUAUCGAUCCAAUGCAGGCGGUUGCGAAUGAUAAGUAUCAGUACUACCCUGGGAGAAUGUGGUUGGAUACGGAUGGUCAUCCGAUUCAAGCCCAUGGAGGAGGCAUUCUGUAUGAUAAAAACUCAAAGACAUACUAUUGGUAUGGUGAAUAUAAAGAUGGGCCUACCUACCAUGCUCACAAGAAAGGAGCCGCUCGGGUGGACAUUAUUGGAGUUGGCUGUUAUUCUUCCAAGGAUUUAUGGACCUGGAAGCACGAGGGGGUUGUAUUGGCAGCAGAGGAAACAGACGAAACCCACGAUCUGCACAAGUCUAACGUACUCGAGAGGCCAAAAGUGAUUUACAAUGAGAAGACUGAAAAGUAUGUGAUGUGGAUGCACAUCGAUGAUGCUAACUAUACCAAAGCGUCUGUUGGUGUGGCAAUCAGCGACACACCCGAUGGUCCUUUUGAUUACCUCGGUAGCCAAAGGCCACAUGGAUACGAAAGCAGGGAUAUGACAGUUUUCAAAGACGAUGACGGCGCUGCAUAUAUAAUCUACUCCUCCGAAGACAACAGUGAACUGCACAUCGGACCCCUAACCGAAGAUUAUCUCAACGUAACAUCUCUCAUGAGAAGGGUUCUUGUUGGACAGCACCGAGAAGCACCGGCUCUAUUCAAGCAUCAGGGUACAUACUACAUGAUCACAUCAGGUUGCACAGGUUGGGCCCCGAACGAGGCACUGGCUCAUGCGGCAGAGUCAAUAAUGGGACCUUGGGAAACAAUGGGAAACCCAUGCAUGGGAGGAAACAAAAUGUUUAGACUAACAACAUUCUUUGCUCAGAGUACUUUUGUGCUUCCUAUUCCUGGUUUCCCUGGAAUGUUCAUCUUUAUGGCAGAUCGAUGGAAUCCGGCAGACUUAAGGGACUCGAGAUAUGUAUGGCUGCCGUUGAUAGUGGCGGGACCGGCGGAUGAGCCUUUGGAAUAUAGUUUUGGAUUUCCAUGGUGGUCAAGAGUGUCCAUCUAUUGGCAUAGAAAAUGGAGAUUGCCUCAAGGGUGUAACCCUUUUCAAAUAAUGUAGUGUUGUUGUGUUUUGUACAUUCAUUCAAAAUCGUCUUAUACAACAAAAAUACUUGGGUAUAUAAGUGUUGCGUGUGAAGCACAUUGUGUAUUACUCAUAAAAGAUUAUAGAAACAUGAAAUCUCAAAUAACUGUUCAGCGGUUGAGAAAGAUUAUCUUCUUGAUCAUUAGAGUUUUGUUGAUAAUCCAGCACUGUUGAUUAGUUUUAGCCGCACUAUUGUGUGUAAAAUUAAUUAUGUAAAUGAUUCUUUCAUGUGUUUA